ACGUGGGGGGGUGGAGGGGGGGAGAGCGAUGCGUGGAUAAUUAUGGUAGCUUGAUAUUUUUUCCCCCUAAAAAAAAGAUGUCAGCCCCUGGCUGGAGUAUUCCUCCUUAAAAACCCUCUCUGAAAAUGUCAUGUCCCAACAAUGUGACUUCCAACUCGUUUUUGAUGGACUCGUUGGCCGGUACCUGUAGAGGGGAGAAUUAUUCCUCCAGCCAAGGGAUGUACAUGCAGCCUGGGAGCGAUUUCAGCUGCGGAGUCAUGAGGAACUGUGGAAUUAUUCCGUCUCUUUCCAAAAGGGACGAGGUGAAUAGCGCUACCUUGUCUCUCAGCACCUAUCCAUCCUACCUUUCUCAGCUAGACACUUGGUGUGACCCCAAAAAUACGUACAGGAUCGAGCAACCUGUUGCAAGACAGCUCCCAUCCUGCUCCUUCCCAACCAAUGUCAAGGAAGAGAAUGUUUGCUGUAUGUAUAACGCUGACAAAAGGGCAAAAAAUGCCACAGAGGCAGCCCUCUACCCCAACCAAAUGCCUGAGCCUUGCCUAAAUGACCAUGAAGUCCCCGUUCCUAGCUACUACCGAGCAAGCCAAGGUUACCCCUCCAUGGAGAAGACGUCAAACUGCAGCAAUCCAAAUGAGUUUGAGGCAAGUUUUGAAUCCAGGGCGAGCCUGAACCCAAGGAAUGAGCAUCUGGAACCAGCACCAGCACCACCACCACCUCCUCCUCCACCACCUCCUCCGCCUCCCCCGGUGGCUAAAGUGAGUUUCCCCGAAAACACAAAAGCAGAUAAUCCUCAGAACACAUCCACCAACGAAAUUAAAACCGAAAAAAGCGCCCCAGCACCCAAAAUAAACCCUUCGGAAGCAGAGAAAGAGCUGCACAAAAACACUGACACCAGCACUGACAAUUCUGACAAUGAAGCGAAAGAGGAUAUAAAGGCAGAAAACACUACAGGAAAUUGGCUGACAGCAAAGAGCGGAAGAAAGAAAAGGUGUCCUUACACCAAGCACCAGACGCUGGAGCUGGAGAAGGAAUUCUUGUUCAAUAUGUACUUGACCCGUGAGCGCCGCCUGGAGAUUAGUAAAAGCAUAAACCUGACAGACAGACAAGUCAAAAUCUGGUUUCAGAACCGCAGGAUGAAACUCAAGAAAAUGAACAGAGAAAACCGAAUCCGCGAACUGACUUCCAAUUUUAAUUUCACUUGAGCGUCCUCCGUCCCCUUGCUCAGGGGAGGAGAGGGAAGAGAAAGAGAGGAAGAAGUUAAACCACAAAUCCUUGUGCGGUUGAU
Pogoniulus pusillus (Red-fronted tinkerbird) is the source of this 1285-nucleotide messenger RNA. RefSeq names its product homeobox C10 (gene HOXC10). The transcript has 2 exons. Gene Ontology annotation, molecular function: RNA polymerase II cis-regulatory region sequence-specific DNA binding; DNA-binding transcription factor activity, RNA polymerase II-specific. NCBI's taxonomy places the organism in Eukaryota, Metazoa, Chordata, Aves, Piciformes, Lybiidae. The coding region runs from base 126 to 1202 and encodes 358 amino acids. Gene Ontology annotation, biological process: regulation of transcription by RNA polymerase II. Gene Ontology annotation, cellular component: nucleus. The record is from RefSeq and is a predicted model, not a curated record.